Vigna unguiculata (cowpea) is the source of this 945-nucleotide messenger RNA. Its product is annotated as disease resistance protein Roq1-like. Gene Ontology annotation, molecular function: ADP binding. The record is from RefSeq and is a predicted model, not a curated record. Gene Ontology annotation, biological process: signal transduction; defense response. Lineage: Eukaryota; Viridiplantae; Streptophyta; Magnoliopsida; Fabales; Fabaceae.
UGAAGAGUUGACUUCAAUUCCUCAAAUGGAGUUCUCUUCCUCAUCAUCAUCUUCGUCUUCAUCCUUCUUAAAAUCAGAACCUCAGUUCAUAUACGAUGUUUUCAUCAACUUUUGGGGAGAAGACAUUCGUAGAAAGUUUGUUUCCCAUCUUCAUUCGGCCCUUUCACAAUCUCAAGUAAAAACACUGAUUAACGAGGAGAAUCUGCAGGAGGGAAUGAAGCAGGAAGAACGCAUGCGAGCAAUUGCAGGCUCUAAGAUCGCAAUAAUCGUUUUCUCCAAAUCAUACACUGAAUCUACCUGCUGUCUUAUUGAGCUUGAGAAAAUCAUUGAAUGCCACCAAACUUUUGACCAGAUUGUUCUGCCCGUAUUUUACGAGAUUGACCUAUUGGAUGUACGUCAUCUGAAGGAUGAUUUUGGAAAAGCGUUGGAAGAAACUGCACACAAAAGCUAUUCAGGAGAACAAACGGAACAUGCGUUGUUGAGAUGGAGUCGUGCACUCAACAAAGCUGCAGGUAUCAAUGGUCUGGAUAUCAGACAUUUCAUGCAUGAUGCUGAACUUGUGGAGGUAAUUGUUAGUCGUGUUCAGACUAAGCUAGACUAUGCAGAGUUGUCUAUUACACGAUUUCCUGUUGAGUUGGAGUCCCACGUGGAAAAGGUAAUGAACAAAGGAAAAGAUAGAGAAGAGCCUGAGAAAUGCUAUUGCUGACAGCAUUGAAGAAAUCUUUGCAUCUUCCAACACCAAUCAAAGAAGACUUGAAGUGCUGCUUUGAAGUUCCUAAUUUUGUACUAUUUGUUCCAUAUUCAGUCAUAAUAGUUACUACUUGCUUAGAUAGUUGAAACUCAGUGUCACAUUGCACCAAAACACUUCGAAGAUUUGCAAGGUUGCUAGGCUUUGGUGCAAAAUCAUCCCAACUAUUAUCUUCCAUAUCCAUGCAAAACGAAUGU